Acaromyces ingoldii is the source of this 1767-nucleotide messenger RNA. RefSeq lists its product as hypothetical. The transcript is spliced from 5 exons. The record is from RefSeq and is a predicted model, not a curated record. NCBI's taxonomy places the organism in Eukaryota, Fungi, Basidiomycota, Exobasidiomycetes, Exobasidiales, Cryptobasidiaceae. The coding region runs from base 1 to 1767 and encodes 588 amino acids.
AUGAAGUUCUCAUCCUUCCUCCUCAUCGCCAUUCUUCUGCACGCUGUCACUCUCGUGGCUAGCGCUGAAGAAAAUGAUGAGGUUAACUUAGUCAAGCGAGCGAGAACCAAGAAGAGACACACGAACCAGCUUAAAGACCACUGGUUUGCCGAUGGGGGUGUUGUUAUUCCGCAUCCGAACGCCGACGAGGGCAAUGGCGAUGAUUCGCAUCUCCAGACAUCGCCCAUAACAGCGCAGGCCGGAUCAUCUCACGACCUUCAGGAGGAAAUGACAGCGUUCUCCGGUAUCCCAGAGUCUUUUUAUCAUCUGUCGGACAGCAGUGUAGAAAGGCAGCCCUCGACGGAGGACUCGUCCCGUUCUUCGCAGGAUUGGGAGCCGGAAGACCCUUUCUUGGGCCAUUCUUCGUCAGCAGAGUCUGAAGGCUGGAAUACUCAAGGCACCUCCUCAGCAUCUUACUCUUCCGAGGGAUGGGAUCCACGCCGAGCUCGCCAGCCCGCUUCGUCGACCGCACGGACUCGUGCCUCCCUCUCAAAGGCAUCGACGACCCCUGAACCUUUCCAAUAUAAGGAGGGCUCGUCCUCCAAGGCUGUAACAAAUAGCGCUCGCCGACAGGGAGCCAGUGAUUCAUCAGCGCUCGUUCACACCUCGGGCGCUAAAGAGCAGACCAACGCUAUCGGUCGAUUUACAUCGUCAGAGGAACAGUGGCCACCUGAUGGACCCAGAAAGACAGAGCGGGUGGAGAGGAUGCCGAGGACGGAAAAUCCGAAAGCCCGUGAAGAGAGCGAGAGAGCCCUGGAAGUCUAUAGAGAAAGUGUCGCAGCCGGUACACCCGAAGAAGAGGCGCAAACAACAUUUGCCGACAAAAUCUUCUCGAUCUGCAAAGAGCUCAGGAAAGAAAUUCCGCACAAAUCUUACCAACCUUGCUUUCAGCUUCUGAGAGUUGAACGAAAGAUACUGAGCGAAAGUCAUCGCGAGGCUUUCAAGAAAAAGGCAAAUAAUGAGCGAAAGAUAAAUUUUCGAGAGAACAAAAAGGCAGAACACGGUGAAAAACAUGGUCUCACUCUUAAGGAAAACAACAAGGGAAAUUCGCAAGGGUCCCAGUUCCUUGGACGCAAAAAGAAAGUCGCGAGCUGGAAAAGUUCCUCGCCCAAUAUCCAGGAAGAUUCUUCGCCCUUCGAACCGGUCGAGAGGACUCAUGAGGAACUUGACGAUCAUGGCCACGAGCAGAUGGACCGCUCAGGAAAGUCAGGGCAGAAGCGCCCUCGGACAGAAUUUGGUCACGGGGGUGAAGCUUCGCCGGAAGAGUCGAUAAGUCCCACUGUCGAGUCUUCUGACGUGCGUUCAGCUUUCGAAUUGAGCAACUCUGAUGAGCGCGGGCCGACAAAGAAAGAGCGCGGGCCGACAAAGAAAGAGCGCAGGCCGACAAAGAAAGAGCGCAGGCCGACAAAGGAAGAGCGCAAGCCGAACAAGAGAUUCUCUGUCGAGCUUGACGCGAUUGUCAGAUCUGUCGUCGACAACUUCUUUAGGAGAACGCCUCAACGAAAGGUGCACGAUCAAGUUCAAAAAAGACGCCUGGCAACGGCGAUCUUCGAUGCGCUCAAAAAUUUCAGGCAGCAAAUUCUCGAUAGCGAUGCGUCUCAGGUUGGCCAAAGAUUCUUCGUCCUAGGAGAUCUGGACAAAAGAUUGAUUGACAAGAAGGUCUUCUCGAACCUCGAACGCACGAGCAAUGGAGGCAACGGACUAUCGACAGAGCUAUUAGAAAUCUGA